Molecule: messenger RNA, 633 nt
Organism: Trichoderma aggressivum f. europaeum
Lineage: Eukaryota; Fungi; Ascomycota; Sordariomycetes; Hypocreales; Hypocreaceae
Exons: 5
Coding region: 1-633 (210 amino acids)
Molecular function (GO): protein-lysine N-methyltransferase activity
Source: RefSeq, a predicted model, not a curated record
AUGUCUGACAGCGAUGAUGAGCCCAUCACCCUCUCGGCACACGCCCUCGCGGCGCUCAAGUCGUUCGAAGCGGAGAGAGACGAGCACCAGGCAAAGUUCCAGCGGCUCAAGGACGAGGCGGAGAGCAACAGCCUGCUGUCCAUAGAUACGUUCCAAGAGGACUGGAAUGAGUCUCAGUUUUGGUAUUCAGAGGAAACUGCCAAUAUCCUGGCGACGGAACUGCUUAGAGAUGCGACAAGUGACAUGACCAUCGGCGUUGUCUCAGCGCCGAGUGUUUUCGUCGCGCUCAGAAAUCUCCUGCGAGAUCGAAGUGAUGAUGAAAAGCCAAAGCUUGUCCUUUUGGAACACGACAACCGGUUUGGCGUGUUCCCCGAGUUUUUCUUUUAUGAUUUCCAACAGCCAGUCAAACUGCCAGCUGCCUUGACCGUGCGCUGGCUUCUCAAACCAAGCAGCGGCGGACCAUCACCCAAUCUCAUUGUCUGCACCGGAGAAAGAAUGGAGUCUCUGAUUCUCAAGCUAUACAAGGCACUGGGAGUGCAGACAACUGCCUUUGAGCCCAAGCAUACAAGAGGCCUCAGCAACGAGUUUUACUGCUACGCCAAUUUCGAAUGCCCAAAUUGGAAAUGGCGGUAA